UAUAUAUUUUUUUGUUUUCCUUUGCAUAGAUUUUCACACGCGUAAACAUUGGUUCAUCAGUGUGAAUGUUUCGUUUAUGUAUAUAUAUUAUAGAAUCAGUGUACGAUGCGGCUUGCAUUUUUAAUUAUUACAGCACACAUUCUCGUCAUCUCUGGCUAAGUUCUUGCGCCGACUUGGUCUCUUUGGUCCGUUAUUCCAGCGAGCGAAGUCGUACAAGAUUGGUCCUCGGUUGUCGAAUCAAGUGAUUUUACACUUUCUCUGUGAUAAGCUGCCAAUCAUAGCCGUGUGUUCUGACCGGAAAGAAGGGGUUUGCUAGUGAUCUUCGCGAUCAGGUGCUUUAGUCAUCGGUGCAUUUGACUAGGAUGUGUUCAAGGAUAAUUUUAAUGCAAUUUGCCGUUCUACUGUUCAUCAGUUUAUGUCAUCGAUGCGUGAGUAAAGAAGAUAAAACACCUCUGGUGUUCACAGUGGCUAGCGAAGAGACUGAAGGAUAUUCGCGCUACAUACGAUCAGCGAAAUAUUAUGGAAUUGAGGUAACGACGCUUGGUUUCAAGAAACCAUGGCUCGGUGGAGACAUGAAACGACUCGGAGGAGGAUACAAGGUGAAUCUACUCCGGGAUGCGCUCAAACCAUACAAGGCGGAUGGCGAUCGGAUUGUUAUUUUCACCGAUAGCUACGAUGUGAUCUUCAUGGCAUCGUUAGAGAAAAUCGUGGAAAAGUUUAAAACAUUCCAGGCUUCCAUUCUGUUCGGCUCCGAAGGGUUCUGUUGGCCGGAUACAGACUUGAAAAGCAAGUAUCCUGCAUUGGAAGGACGCGGAACUCGCUUCCUUAACUCAGGCCUGUUUAUCGGAUAUGCUUCGAAGGUGUAUCAAAUGUUAAAAACACCACUGAAGGACACAGAGGACGAUCAGCUGUACUACACAAAGGCUUAUGUGAACAAACAGUUGAGAGAGGAACUUAACAUUAAACUCGAUCACACCGCCGCGCUGUUUCAAAAUCUGAAUGGCGUAGAGGAACAAGUCACUCUGGUUUUGGAUCCGGACACUAAGGAAGCGUAUCUGAAGAAUAUCGAAUAUUCGACGGUGCCAAUGAUUGUUCAUGGUAAUGGUCCCAGUAAACUCACGCUGAAUGGUUACGGAAACUAUCUCGCAGGUGCGUUCAUCGACGGAGAGUGCAAAACUGUUAGCGAAAAUAUGUUAGACAUGGAUGAGAGCAAUCUUCCAUCCGUCAUGGUGGCUCUUUUCAUAGAGAGAGCUACCCCCUUCAUUGAGGAAUGGUUCGAUAAAAUUUCACGCAUCAACUAUCCGAAGAAGAAAAUUGAUCUUUUCAUCCACAACAAUGUUGGAUAUCACAAGGAUACAAUCGAUGGAUUUAUUGCGAACCAUACAAACACGUUCCGAUCAUUCCGAUUGGUUGACUAUAAUGAUGAUUUCGAAGAGCUAGCUGGACGAUCACUGGCUGUUAAUCUAUGCGUCAAAAAGGAAUGCGACUACCUGUUCGUUGUGGAUUCUGAUGGGCACAUCGAUCAUCCGGAUACACUUCGGAAGCUUAUUUCAUUGAAUAGAAACGUUGUAAGCCCUGUUUUGACGCGUCCAGAGAAAGUGUGGAGCAAUUUCUGGGGAGCUCUCAGUAGCCAAGGUUUCUAUGCUCGUUCCAGUGAUUAUAUGGACAUCGUCGGAAGGAAGCUUUUGGGCAUUUGGAAUGUACCCUAUGUAUCGACCGUUUAUCUCAUGAAAAGUGAGGUGCUUCCGAAAAUUAGCUACGAGCUAAAUGGCACAGAUCCGGAUAUGGCGUUAUGUUGGAAUAUGCGCAGCAAAGGAAUCUCUAUGCAUGUUGUUAAUACGGAGGAGUUUGGACAUCUUAUCGACACCGAUUAUUUUGACGCCACCAAAACACAUCCUGAUUUCUAUCAACUGUUCAAUAACAAGUAUGACUGGGAGCAGAAAUAUAUUUCCGCAGAGUAUCACAAACAAUUGGAAAAGGAUCACGUUCCUCAACAACCAUGUCCCGAUGUGUAUCGGUUUGCGAUCGGUACGGAUAAAUUCAGCGAUCAUUUAAAGGAAAUCGUGGAAGCUUUUGGACAAUGGUCUGAUGGAUCAAAUGUUGACAAAAGACUCCAGGGUGGUUAUGAGGCCGUUCCUACAAGAGACAUUCACAUGAAUCAGGUUGGCUUGGAAUCAGUGUGGCUAAAGUUCUUGCAGCUGUAUGUUCGUCCUCUGCAGGAGAAAGUUUUCAUCGGUUAUUUUCAUGAUCCUCCUCGAUCCCUAAUGAACUUCGUCGUCCGCUAUAGACCUGAUGAGCAGCCCUCGUUGAGGCCACAUCACGACUCAUCAACCUACACAAUUAACAUAGCGCUGAAUCGUGCUGGUAUCGAUUACGAAGGCGGUGGUUGUCGGUUUUUGAGAUAUAAUUGUUCGGUGAAGGAUACACGCAAAGGGUGGAUGUUGAUGCACCCGGGUCGUCUGACGCAUUACCACGAAGGAUUGACGACCCAAAAAGGAACGAGAUACAUUAUGAUUUCCUUCGUAGAUCCGUAAACCAACACAAGCAUUGAAUACUCUCAAGAGAAUAUCUUAUUUGUUUAGGUCCUUCUAUAAUUACGUGCCAUUUAGCUACAUAUGUGUCAUCGCGUAAGUCGCUUCGCUUGUGACGAAAUUUUACAUUAUUUUGUACGAAAAAGUAACUCACGAAUAAAUAUAUACUUUCGUUGUUUUUUCGCAAAAUAACAAUCCCGAUGAACAAAA
Toxorhynchites rutilus septentrionalis is the source of this 2741-nucleotide messenger RNA. It is a transcript of the gene Plod, whose product is annotated as procollagen-lysine,2-oxoglutarate 5-dioxygenase. Gene Ontology annotation, biological process: peptidyl-lysine hydroxylation. Gene Ontology annotation, cellular component: endoplasmic reticulum. Gene Ontology annotation, molecular function: iron ion binding; procollagen-lysine 5-dioxygenase activity; L-ascorbic acid binding. Bases 363 to 2534 code for a protein of 723 amino acids. The transcript has 5 exons. The record is from RefSeq and is a predicted model, not a curated record. NCBI's taxonomy places the organism in Eukaryota, Metazoa, Arthropoda, Insecta, Diptera, Culicidae.